This is a messenger RNA of Ananas comosus (pineapple), 2059 nucleotides long. RefSeq names its product 60S ribosomal export protein NMD3. Gene Ontology annotation, cellular component: nucleus; cytoplasm. Gene Ontology annotation, molecular function: ribosomal large subunit binding. The record is from RefSeq and is a predicted model, not a curated record. Lineage: Eukaryota; Viridiplantae; Streptophyta; Magnoliopsida; Poales; Bromeliaceae. The transcript has a single exon. Gene Ontology annotation, biological process: ribosomal large subunit export from nucleus. The coding region runs from base 173 to 1810 and encodes 545 amino acids.
GUCAAAUUCCAAUGCAACCCAAAUUGGUCAAUUAGAUAGGCACGCCUCGCGCCGACUUUUGUAACCGUUUAUCCCCGUCGUGGUACUCGAAAAAAAGAAUCAAAACCCUAACCCUAAUCACCCACCGCCCGCACCUCCUCCUCUGCGAAUCCUUGCUUCGGAUCUAUCUCCCAUGGCGGGGGCGGGUGGUCCUUGGCCGUCGACGUCGCCGUCGUCGUCGUCGGAGCUGGCGGCGUCGGGGAUGUUCGUGCCGUCGCGCACGGCGGCGACGGUGCUGUGCUGCAUCUGCGGCGUGGCGAUGGCGCCGAACCCGGCGAACACGUGCGUGCGGUGCCUGCGCGCGCGCGUGGACAUCACGGAGGGGCUCCCCCGGCACGCGGUGGCCGUCUACUGCCCCGAGUGCUCGUCGUACCUGCACCCGCCGCGCACGUGGGUCCGCGCGGCGCCCGAGUCGAAGGAGCUGCUGGCCUUCUGCCUCCGGCGGCUCCGCGGCCCCCUCUCCCGGCGCGUCCGCCUCGUCCACGCCGAGUUCCUCUUCACCGAGCCCCACUCGAAGCGCCUCCUCCUCCGCCUCCGCGUCCAGCGCGAGGUCGACGCCGCCGGCGGGGCCAUCCUGGAGCAGCCGCACGUGGUGGAGUUCGUGGUGCACGACCGGCUCUGCGAGGGCUGCUCCCGCGCGCAGGCCAACCCGGACCAGUGGACCGCCGCCGUGCAGCUGCGGCAGCACGUGGCCCACCGCCGCACCUUCCUCUACCUGGAGCAGCUCCUCCUCCGCCACGGCGCCGCCGCGCGCGCCCUCCGCAUCGCCGCCGCCGAGCGCGGCCUCGACUUCUUCUUCGCGUCCCGCUCCCACGCCGCCCGCCUCGUCGACUUCGUGUCCGGCGUCGCCCCCGUGCGGUCCCGCUCCGACAAGCAGCUGGUCUCCCACGACCCGAAGAGCAGCCUGUACAACUACAAGCACACCUUCUCCGUGGAGAUCGCCCCCGUCUGCCGCGAGGACCUCGUCUGCCUGCCCCCCAAGGCCGCCCACGCCCUCGGCAACCUCGGGCCCCUCGUCCUCUGCGUCAGGGUCACCGCCUCCCUCGCCCUGCUCGACCCGCUUACCCUCCGCGUCGCCUUCCUCGACGCCGCGCAGUACUGGCGCGCCCCCUUCCGCGCCCUCCUCACCAGCCGCCAGCUCGUCGAGUACGUCGUGCUCGACGUCGAGCCCGACGACGAUCCCGACCUCGCCGCGGACGCCGGCUCCCGCUACCAGCUCGCCCACGCCCAGGUCGCCCGCGUCUCCGACUUCGGCAGGAACGACAACAUCUUCACCGUCCGGACCCACCUCGGCCGCCUCCUCAGCCCCGGCGACUACGCCCUCGGCUACGACCUCUACGCCGCCAACACCAACGACUUGGACGUCGACGGCCGCAAGGGCCUCGUCUUGCCCGACGCCAUCCUCGUCAAGAAGAGCUACGAAGAGCAGCGCCGCCGCGGGAAGCAGCAGCGGCCUUGGAAGCUCAAGAGCCUCGCCGUGGACGCGGACGCGGGUGCGAAGAGCGGCAGGGGAGACGAGGAGAAGCGGAGUGACGAGUACGAGGAGUUCCUCAGGGAUUUGGAGGAGAACCCGGAGAUGAGGUUCAACGUCUCCCUCUACCGCAACAAGGAUUAUCAGCCGUCGGAGAUGGCCGCUUCUUCCGCGGCCGACGGAGACGAUAUUCCUUCCGUGCCGUUGGACGAAUUGCUCGCCGACCUCGAAUUGAGUGAUGAUGAUAAUGAAGAGGAAGAGAGUGGUGAUGAUGGCGGCGGCGGUAGUAUGGAGGAGUGAGCGAGUUUUUCUGAACUAGUUUGAUCCCUUUAUCUCCUAUAUGGUGAUGAUAAGUCUUGAAUUGCUUUUAUUUUACUUAAAAGGUUUUUGCCCUGCAUAGCUUGGAUGGAAAUUCGCUUAUAAUAGCUUGAUUCUCUACAUGAAAUAAGUUUUGCUUCUGUUCUGCUGCCUCCUCUUUAUCUGGAACGUGGAAAAUUUUGGUUGUAAUUUUCACCUGAAUUUGAAGUUUUAGUUUACCAAAUUUUGUUC